This is a messenger RNA of Fusarium verticillioides 7600, 516 nucleotides long. RefSeq lists its product as hypothetical. The record is from RefSeq and is a predicted model, not a curated record. Bases 1 to 516 code for a protein of 171 amino acids. Lineage: Eukaryota; Fungi; Ascomycota; Sordariomycetes; Hypocreales; Nectriaceae. The transcript has a single exon.
AUGGGAGCCGGGAGUCAGAAGACGGGAUACCAGCAGAUGGAAAUGGGGCAACCCUACAGCGACAUUCCCGCCACUGACCCAAGCGACAUGUACAUUCUCACUGGACGAGGAUUCGAUGUAACGGACUUUCUCAAAUUUUUGUGUGCCUGCCGAGAGGGUGACUUAUCUACUCUCGAGUCAAUUGUCGCCUCUCAAACUCGUUCGCCACAUUUCCUUCACCAUGGCCUGCUGGAUGCUAUAAAAAACGGCAGAGUCGACAUUGUACGUUAUCUUCUCCAGUCUGGAACACCGAUUGCGCGAAACACCCCAGAAACUAUUCUCAGAGCCCCAGCGAAUCAACAACUUGCGUUACUUCAGCUCUUUACUGAACACGGCUGCACAGUCAAUUCGCCAGAGCGCUUCCUCCCCAGGCUCAUUCAGACAAACAACGAACCACUACUUGAUUGGUUUCUGGAACAUGGUGCAGAUCCCAACCUUGGUGGCCCUGAAGGAGUCCAGACCAAGCUCUUAGGCUGA